Syngnathus typhle (broad-nosed pipefish) is the source of this 7353-nucleotide messenger RNA. It is a transcript of the gene ankrd12, whose product is annotated as ankyrin repeat domain 12. Gene Ontology annotation, molecular function: protein binding. The transcript is spliced from 12 exons. The record is from RefSeq and is a predicted model, not a curated record. Lineage: Eukaryota; Metazoa; Chordata; Actinopteri; Syngnathiformes; Syngnathidae. The coding region runs from base 716 to 6292 and encodes 1858 amino acids. Gene Ontology annotation, cellular component: nucleoplasm.
CUUUUGAUGGAAGCAUGGUGGCUUUUGGUAAAACAUGCGAGGGGUAAUUUCAAGGACUUUUCAUAAUACAUUUCUUCCAGAAGGUUCUCCAUUAUAACACGAUGACGUCAAUGCUCUUGCUUUCUCCCCCCUCCCCACUCGGAAAACGGACACAACGCCCUUAAAGGUAGCACGACAACAGCAUGGUGGUUAUUCUUACCAGCCCAACGUUUUACGCCGAGUAAACACGGUUACAUGCCCUUCACGCGUACUGUCGGAACUGACCCGCCGUCAAAAACACCAUAGAGGACGGGGGCCAGCAGCCAACACGCAGCCAUGGCAGGAGAGACUUUUCAGCUCGACGAGAAGCUGGGGCCGCGUCACAUGGUCUCUCGAACACCAAUCGGAGGGGCCCGCUUGAGUCACGUGUCUCCCACGACCCAAUCAGACGGGCCGCUGGCGUGUUUAUGCUGGUCUUUUCUCGUCUGGUAUGGAGGGAGGAAGAGCGAACUGGCUGCGAUGUUUUCAAAAGGCAACGAUGAACGUCACACUGCCGUAGGCAACGGUUUACGUCCGAGCAUUUCCCCCUUUUGGAAGCGGGGGCGGGUUGGGCUGGGGGGGGACGAAUAACUGUUUCACGUCAAGCCACCCACGGAUGAGACGACGGCGGUCAACGUAGAAGGUGCACGAUGAACCCGCUGGGCUGGAGCUGUCUGGGCUAGUCGGGUGCCACACCAUGGCCAAACCCGGUAGCGACAGAGAUGGCGCCAUGGUGGAAAAGCAAGCGGGGAAGAAGUGCAAAGACAAGUUGUCCCCAUUCACCAAGACGCCCAAGCUGGACCGGAGCGAGUUGCUGGCAAAGGAAGGCAAAGUCAAGUCUUCCAUGAAGCGCAAGCUCUCCUUCACAAACAGUCCGCCCCGGACCACCACGGACGAGCGAGACUCGGACACCGAUGAGUCAGACCCAGGCCAGUCCGCUGAGACCUGGGGUGAGAGAUUAGCGGCCCCUUGCCGGACAUACGCAGAUAAGGAUGGACCAGAUAAGAAGAAAGUGAAAAAGGAGGCCGGGGGCAAGAAGUCGCAAGCUCCCAACCUUUUGUUUGGCUACCCGCUGUCCGAGCGUAAGCAGAUGGCUCUGCUCAUGCAAAUGACGGCCAACAGUCCAGAUUCCACGCCCAGCCACCCCUCGCAGACCACGCCGGUGCCCAAGAAGGUUCCCAGCAGCGCCUCGUCGCGGCAGAAGGACAAGGUCAACAAGCGCAACGAGCGUGGUGAGACGGCGCUGCACAUGGCCGCCAUACGGGGUGACGCCAAGCAAGUCAAGGAGCUCAUCAGCUUGGGAGCUGACGUCAACGUCAAGGACUUUGCAGGCUGGACCCCGCUUCACGAAGCUUGUAACUUGGGUUACUACGACGUGGCGAAGGUGCUAAUCGCAGCCGGCGCUGAGGUGAACACGCAGGGUCUGGACGACGACACGCCUCUCCACGACGCGUCCAGCAGCGGCCAUAAAGACAUUGUGAAGCUGCUCCUGCGCCACGGCGGAGACGCCUUCCAGGCCAACAAGCGCGGUGAGCGGCCGGUGGACGUGGCCGACUCGGAGGAGCUGGAGCGGCUGUUGAAAGGAGAGGCAGCGCUCUCCGAGCAGGAUGACAGCUCCUCGGACUCUGAGGAUUUGCCAUCCGUCAACCCGUCCAGCGUGGACGACUCUGACGCAGAGAAGGACUCUGACGCUAAAGCUAAGUCGUCGUCGUCGUGCAUCCCGGACCUGGACGAGUACGAGUUCAAGGACGAGGAAGAGGAGGAAGACCUGAGUAAAGUGCUCAAUGACCGACAUAUCCUGCGGCGAGAAUUGCGGCAGAGGGAGAAGGAAGACAAAGAGCACGCCGCUGUGGCCGGGAAGCAGAGCGCCAAGGGGGAAGCCAAGUCCAAGAAGCCCAAGAUCCCUCGGCUGCACUGCAGCUCAGACUCAUCCAGCGACGAGCGGGAGAGCCUCCCCGACAGGAGGAACUCGCCCACCUGCUCGCAGAGUUCGGAGGGCAUCAAGGUAAAAAAAGACAGCGGCGAGCAGAAAGACAAGGGCAAAUUCAAGAGGAAGAACAAAAGCCAGAAUAAAAACAAAGAAAACCAAGAGGACGGGAAGGAGAACAGCAAGACGCUGGUCCUCCAGCUGGCCGCCGCUGCGGAGAGCGCGGACAAGGGGCGCGAGGAGGACUCCUUCAAGAUGUCCUUCAGCCCCAAAGACGACUCGUCGGUGCACCUCUUCCACUUGUCGGCCAUCAAGUCACCCAAACUCAACCACGGCCUGGCCGACAAGCACGCGGCGCCGCUCAAGCAGGAGAACAGCUCGUGUCCCACCGACGCCAUCAAGUACAACCACUACUCGGACGUGGACUUCUCCACGGAAAGCUCCGGCGCCAAGGCCCACAAGCACAAGGAGAAGAGCAAGCACCACCAGCGUGACGGGGAGCGCGACGACGCCCGCGCCAGCCCGGGCCCGCUCGCCGGCGUUGAGGGCGGCGCCGCCGCGCGCAAGACGGAGCUGGAUGUCAAAGCGGCCAAGAAGCACAAAGUCAAACAUAAGGAGAAAGACAAACACCGGAGAGAGUACGAGGCCGAGUGUAGCCGUCACAGGCAGAAGGAGGUCAGGAGAGACGGCCACAGGAAUCUGGAGUUUGACAGAGAGUUCUGGAAGGAGAACUUCUUCAAAAGCGACGAGGCGGAAGACACGGCGGCUACGAAACGCCAAGCGGAGGAGCAUUGCUCCCUCCAGAGGAUGUGCGGCGACGGCAAGGAGGACAAGAGCGCCAAGGAGAAACAUUCCAGUGGCAAAGACAAGCGGCCGAGGGACGAGCGUGACAAGGAGAAGGCGGUGAAAAAAGAGCGCAGGGAAGAGAGGACCCGAGAGCGCGACGACAGAGCAAGCGAGCGCAUUCCAGAUGCCGAGAGCAACCAAAGUAUGAAAGAAGAGACGGAGGAGACGGCCAUAACUCUCGCUGCCGAUCAGGAACAUCUGGAGCCCGCGCGGGACAAACCAGACAAGCGGCUCCCGGGAAAAGAGAAGGAAGUGGAAAAAAUGGAGAAAAGGCAUCCGGACAAGGAAAAAAAGCUCAAGUCGGAGCACGCCAGCAGAGCUGAGCCGCAGAGUCAGUUGGAGCGCUGGAAGGAAAAAGAGCGAGCCGGGCCCGCUUCCGCCCACUUCCCGGGCGAUAAACUCAAGUCUCUGUCCGCCGCCAAGAAGCACGAAGACGGCCGAAAAAGUCGAGACAAGCGCUCCGAUACGGAUCACAGAGAAAAGGACCGCGCGAGUUACGACAAGAAGAAGCCGUCGGAGAAAAGCUCAGAUCACGGCAGAUCCGAUCGCUCCAAGGACUGUGAGCGAAAAAGAAAAGACAAGCUUAAAGAUGGGACGCUUUCCUCCACUUCCAAUCUGAAAUCACUUCUGGAGGAGAAGAAGUCUUAUCUCUCUGAAAGUGGCAAGUCCUCGUUCACAAAAUCCAAAGAAGAGGCAGCCGGGAGGAUGCCGGAGAAGGAUCGGGACCGGAGGGAGCGAGACAGAGAUUCGGACAGGCACAAAGACAAGGAGCGCCACAAGGACCGUUCCCAGCAGAGCAAGGCUAACAAAGUCAAGCCCAGCGAGACGGAAGGUGAAAAGGCCAAGCUCAAACCCCCCGCCGCCGCCGGAACCCGAGACACCAGGCCCAAAGAGAAGCGCCUGGUCAACGAUGACCUGAUGCAGACCAGCUUUGAGCGAAUGCUGAGCCUCAAGGACCAAGAGAUUGAGCAGUGGCACCGCAAGCACCUGGAGAAGAUUAAACAGAAGGAAAGGGAGAGGCUCAAACUGAGGUCUCUGCCGGACCCUGCCAAGCCCAGGCCCAAGGACCGGACUAAGACGGACACGUGCUUCAGCAAAGAGCUCCUGCGCUCCAAAAGCUCCGAAGCUUCUGACGCCCACUGCAGAGAGAAAGCCCAGAAGGACGUCUCCGCUCUCAGGGCUGUGUCCCUAGACGGAAAAAGCCUGCCCUCCAUCGGCGCCAAGGUCAUGUCCGCAGUUGAGAACUGCCUGAGCAGAUCCCCACGACCCGAGGGUGAGCACUGCAGCCUCAUGUCCAGGUCCGUGUCCCUGCUUUCGGUCGCCAGCUCCGAGGACUCCUGCCAGGCGGCCACCUUGACCCCUAAGCACGCGGAGUACGACUCGGACGUGAACUUGGAGCCGGCCGACACGCAGCCCGCCUUCCUGCAGUCCUCCCUGGUCAUCCAGGCCGCCAGAUUGCCGGCCGCUCUGGACAAGGACUGCAGCUUUCUUCCGGAUGCGCACCGGCCGACGCUUCCCGCCAGACACGAAUCGCCGUACCUCAGGGCCAUCCUGGACGAGGACGCCAACGUGUCCACUGAAACCGGGGCGACAGACAGUCCACCGAAACCCCACGCAGAGGCUCCGAGAACAAGGGAGACGUCAACAGAAAGAGAAGAGGUGAGCGUCAGCCAACCGUGUUCAAACGCAGAGUCGCUCGCAGAGUGUAAAGAUUCAGCUGGCGGCUCCUCACCCAACAGAGAGCCUCCAAGUCUCACUCUCUGCGGUAGUCCUGCACCAGAACUUUCUGAUGCCGCUGUCCCGAGGGACAUCCCCUGUCUGGAAAGUCCGACUUCACAACCGGAAGCGACCAACAGGGACUUUGACCUGGCAUCUCUGUCGCUAGAACCGCCGGAGCUCACCAACCCUGAAAGCCUCCAGCCCGUGGAGCCUGUCCUCGUGAGCAUACUGCCGGUGGACUCUUCUUCUUCAGGCCCGCUUGCGGAUCAGAAUGAAACAAACACCAACGCGGAUGGUGCAGAACACCUUAGUGCCGAAAUUGUCCCUGAGAGCGUCAAGAUGGAGGUGACGGAAAGUCCAGUACCCUCCACCAGCACCACCAAACCUCAGGCAAGCUUCGAGUUUAAAUGUCUGCAAGAGAAUCUGGAUCCCAGACCUCCGGUUGUAGUCACUCCAAUGGAGAUGUCGGACGACGAGUCCAGCGCGACAAAGGAUCAAGAGAUGUGCGAUGCACAGAAGUCUGAAAACCAAGUUCCAAGUUCUUCACUGGAAGAGCAGCUGACUACAGAGUUAUCCUCUGAGUUAUACAUGGAGGCGACCCCCUCGGACCGGAAAACCGAGUCCUCGUAUGAAGACUCCACUCUGGCCGCCAUCCAACCGGCAGGCCACAGUGACCUGAGUAGCAGCAGCUGUAGCAGCAGCGGCAGCUGCAUGAGCGGCGGCGGCAGCACAAGCGGCGGCAGCAGCAGCAGCAACACCUCGGGCAGUUCGUCUCCCCAGUCCGCAGAACCAGAGUCGGACUGCUGCGGCACCAAGCUCCGCUCCUCGGAAGAGGAAGCGGACCUGCACUUAUCGCACCCGCGUAAAAGGAAGAUGCCCAAGCCGCCUUCCUGCCAGCCGGGUCCGGCCCCGGCGCAGGAACUCGAACGGGAGAGCAGCGAAGCCGUGCAGCAGCAGCAGUCGCUCGCCGCCAUCGUGGCCUCGGUCAAGCUGGAGGAGAUCGAGCCCUACCAGACAGAGCGCGCCAACCCAUACUACGAGUUCCUGCACAUUCGGAGGAAGAUCGAAGAGAAACGCAAGGUGCUGUGUAGCGUGGCGCCGCAGCCGCCGCAGUACUACGACGAGUACGUCACCUUCAACGGCUCCUACCUCCUGGAUGGGAACCCGCUCAGCAAGCUGUGCAUCCCCACGAUAACUCCGCCUCCCUCACUACCCGAGCAACUGAAGGAGAUGUUCAAGCAGCAGGAGGUGGUCCGCAUGAAACUGCGCCUGCAGCACAGCAUCGAGAGGGAGAAGCUGAUCGUGUCCAACGAGCAGGAAGUCCUGCGCGUGCACUAUCGGGCGGCGAGGACGCUGGCCAAUCAGACGCUGCCGUUCAGCGCCUGCACCGUGCUGCUGGACGCCGAAGUCUACAACAUGCCCCAAGACGUCCAGGUGCGAACCGCCGGAGCCACCGGGUCGAGCGGCGGCCCGCUUGACGCGAGCGUGUCUCCGUUGCAGAGCGACGACGGCAAAACGUCGGUGAGGGACCGAUUCAACGCCAGGCAGUUCAUGUCCUGGCUGCAAGAUGUCGACGACAAGUUUGACAAGCUCAAGACGUGCCUGCUGAUGCGGCAACAGCAUGAGGCGGCGGCGCUCAACGCCGUGCAGCGGCUGGAGUGGCAGCUCAAGCUCCAGGAGCUCGAGCCGGCCACUUACAAGUCCACCGGUAUCUUCGAGAUUUCCGAGUUCUACAUCCCGCUGGUGGAGGUCAACGACGACUUUGACCUCACGCCCAUAUGAGCCGAGCUGGCAGCGGCAAAAUGCUCGACCGGCGCGGCGAGGAGCAUUUGGGACUCCCCCGGCCGCUACGCGAGACCCAAAGGCCAGCAGGAGGGGGGGGCGCCGAAUAGGACGCUGAAGUCGACAGCACCACCAUCGCGUCGUGUUAAGCAGGGUCACUUAAAAACGCGCACACGUCAAAGUUGUGUGGAUAAUUAUGUGUACAGAUUGUGCUCUUAAUUUUUUUUAACUUAUUUUCUACAUACAAGAACUUGUGCAUUUGUACAUAGCAAAAAAAUGGUGUAAUUAUUCUUAUUGUUUAAGAAGCGCUGUACAAAACCAACCCAACAAACAAGUACUAGAUAUUUUGAUUGUAAACGUCUCCUGUUUUAAUGGACCAAAGUGUUUGUUGUUUUCGGCGUGUUUUCCUCUUUGUCUGUGACGUCCUCGUGUGCUUUUUCUCUGGCUUUUUUCAUUUCUGUUUUUACUCCUUACACCAGUGGUUCUUUACCUUUUUCCUUGUUCCCACCCCAAUCAAUUCACCAACCAGUUCUUGCACCCCUAACCCUAAAUAAUUAUAAUAAUAAUAAUUGGUUUACUUUACAGCUAUAAGGCUAAAUUAGCAUUAUCCCUAAUGCCAAUUAACACAAUGACUUCUUGAUUUCCAGAAUUUUUCACUUUUUUCGGUUAGCUGACCAUUAUCCCCGAAAAAAUUUAAAUUUCCCCCAGGGUAUCCUCGCACCCCCGGUUAAGAACCACUGCCUUACACAAUUUGACACUGUGCAUGCCUUUUUCGCCGCCCCAAUCUUUUUUUCUUCCCAUAUGUACUCACCUUGUGUGUGUUUGUGCGCGUGCGUGCCAUCCCACGUGUGCGUUCGAGUCCAUAGAGGAGAGUGAGGGUGUUUUAAAAAGAAGACAAAACAGUUUCAACGUGAGAUCACAGCAAGAAGCUAUUUUUUCAACAUAAUGCCUUUUGAUGAACGAUAGUUCUAAAAAAUGUCUAUUUUGAUAUUUACUUGUUACAAGACCUGUACAUACUUGUAAUAUAUAAUUGAAUAAAUUUUAUUUGUUGUGAAACUGAA